Molecule: messenger RNA, 12434 nt
Organism: Melitaea cinxia (Glanville fritillary)
Lineage: Eukaryota; Metazoa; Arthropoda; Insecta; Lepidoptera; Nymphalidae
Gene: kis
Product: chromodomain-helicase-DNA-binding protein 7
Exons: 16
Coding region: 325-11550 (3741 amino acids)
Molecular function (GO): ATP-dependent chromatin remodeler activity; ATP binding; protein binding
Source: RefSeq, a predicted model, not a curated record
AGUCUCAACUCUCAAGUCGCAAAGGGAAACAAAAUGGACGGAGUGUAGUGCUUAUGAUAGUAAUGUUCUAAUUAUUGUGAGAUAGUUGCAAUUUGGUUGCUUGGAAUCUCAUCACUUGAUAAAUAAUAAAUAUUACUUAAACUAAAAUUGAAAACUUCGCAUAGACUUUACAUUAGACGUCUUAAGUCAGCGUUUGGUUCUUUGAAAUAUGGUAUCCAUUUUGUGAUCAAUCGUAUUGUGUGGCGCUUACAAUUAAGAUGGGUGAUUUAAUUUACCUCUGGAACAUUCAAUACAAACUCAUUUUAAUUCACUCGUAAGUGAGUGAUGGACUCAUAUAAUUUAUUUGGUGAUGAUGGAAGCGGUAUGUUGGAAGGACUUACUGAUCUUGGUGGAACAGACAGCUUUGCUGGUAGUUCUACGUCUGGAGUAACAGGAGAAAACAAAGACUCUUCUGAGAAUAGUUAUAGACAAUCAUAUAAUCCAAAUACACAAGAAGGAACAAUACAAAAACUGGCAUCGUUUGGGGGUGGAGGUCCAGGUGGCAUUCCUAGCAGUUCACAGCCUGUAUCAAAUCCUGGUACUGGACCACCAGGACCAGAAUACCAUGAUUAUGGUGGCUAUCCUCCACGACCUAGGUUACCUCAACCGCCUCAUGCACCACUUCAUCCAUCACAUCAUGUGCAUCCUUCACAUUCAUAUCCAAGUUACCACCCUGGACCCGAACCAAUGUACUCCUUACCUGAACAAGGUAUUGCUGAUAUGGGUGUCUGGUCUGGUGCUCCAGGAGCAAACAGAUAUUCACCCAUUACACCAGGCUAUAGGCACUCUUAUGAACAUCAACAAAAAAUGCAUCAAUAUCCUCCCCAGCAGGCUGGAUUAGGUCUACAAGCCCAAAAUGGUGCAUAUAUUCCAAGACAACCUCAUUUUCCCCAACCAACAUCACAACAAAUAUAUGGACAACAACAGAAUUACCCAAAUUAUACUCAAAUGCAUCCUCCAUCUGCAACUCGAAUUUCCCAACAUCCUACAUAUCAUCAACAAAUGGAUGUAAAUGCUCAUCAAUAUGGUUUACCUCAUAACCAGCAAACUCACGGUGCAAUACCACAACAUCAACCUCACCAAAAUAUACCCGGCCAUGCAGGGGGUAUUGGUCCAGGAAUCCAAAGCCAUCCAAAUCCACAUUUGCAUCAUGCAGGUGCUUCUCCUCUGCAUCAUGUCCCCCGACAACCACAAGUACCUCCCUCAUCAGUUGGACCAUCUCAUGCUGUUCCGUCCCAAAUGCCUUAUGGUUCACCACAUCAUUCUGUCCCAAUCAAUUACCAACCUCAUCAGGUGCAACAUCCUCUUGAUGUUAAUGUAACAAGCCAGUAUAGCUCUGUUAAAUCUGGAGGGAUUGAAUCUGGAAGUCCACAAUACCGACCCCCAUUUCCCCAGUUAUCACCACAAAUGUCGCCAAGGGCGCAAGUGUCGCCAAGACAGCAACCUCAAUCACAGCCCCAGCUUUCGCCACGUCCUGUUAUGUCCCCUGUUAAAGGACCAAGUGCAUCACCCUUAAGUACUCGUAAUGUUGUACAACAGUCUCCUGGUACGGGCCCACCUGUAUCAGCAUCAUUUACUUCUCAAAAUACUUUGCAAGCAUUAGAACAAAUGGUUUUACCGACAAGCGGAGAAUAUACGUUUCAACGUAAUCCUGCAUCACCAGUAGUUGGCCAUAAUAUAGUGUCUUCUCCAACUCAGUGGAAUCAGAAUAAAAUAUCUGCUUCUGUAAAUAAUGCAGCACCAAAUAGUGAACAAUCAUCUAAAUCUUCGGAAGCUCCAUCAAUUCAAGUUUUAAAACCUGAACAAAGUAAACCUUGUCCAGUUUCUGUCUCUAAUAAUGAAAACAAAAACUUAGAUAAGAUUCAGCCUGAUGAUGAAAGACUCUCAGAUGAUAAUGCUUCUUUGAGAUAUAUAACGACUAAUCAAAAAGAAGGAAUGUCAGUGAGUUUGAAUAAUUCUAACAUACCGACUUCAACAACAAAUACAAUAAAUGCAUCUGUUGAUAAAGUGGAACAUAAAGAAAGUAGCACUCAUAGUCAACUUUCAACUGAAAGUAUAUUUGAAACAAUUGGACAUUCCAAAGAAGAUAAAAAAGGUGAUUGUACCAUAAGUAAUGAAAAUAAAUCAGAUGUUGUUUUAAGUGAAACUAUCAAUAAACAAAACAAUAAUGACACUUUAAGACCUCAAGGAGCUCACUUGCCAAGUGGGUCACUUAAAAUUGAUACUCCUGCUGAUCAUCCACCAAGUAGCAACCCACAGCAAGUUAACACUACUGUAGGCCAUCCACCCCCCAACGCCAAUACACCUAAUAAAUAUGAGAGCACAUCAAAUUUAAAUAUGGCACGAAGUCAGGGAUAUCAGAAUAGUUCUUUUCCAAAUAUGCAGAAUAUGAUGCCUCAAGGGGUGCCAAGUUUAGCUACGAAUAUAGCAACUAAUAUACCAAGUAAUCAAAAUUUAAAUGUUCCUGCAACUUUUCAAACUGGAUCCUCAGUUGCUACCGCAACAAUACCAAACAUACCAAGCAGUAUAAAUUCUACUCAUCCAAUUCAACACCCAAAUCUUACAAAUACUGUGUCGUCAACUAUGCCAAUUCAUAAUCAACAAGGUAGCAUGACUUGUUUACCACCUAGUAUACCUGGCAUGUUAGGAAAUAUUCAACCAACAUUACAUAACUCAGCAAGUAAUAUUACAAGUGUACAACCAAGUGUAGUAACGACCCUACCCAAUAUUCAAGUGGGAAUGCCUCUCAAUCCUCAGAAUAUUCAUGGAAAUCUAGGACCUAGCUUGACAUCAAAUCAAGCUAAUGUGAUGACAAAUAUACCUCAUAAUAUUACUCCAAACAUGAUUGUAAUGGGACCAAGCAAUAUCCCUCAUCCUAACUUAUAUUCAGCAUCACAUCACCAGGAAAGGGCAGCACUGCAACAACAAAUUCAAGAAAUCUACUGUUUACCACCAUCGAAUGAAAAUCAAGAGAAGGUACGUUGCUUACAAGAUAGAUUGUCCAUGUUACAGCAACAUGAAACAAAUGAUAAAUGUAGUGGCGGACCGAACUGUAUCUUGCAAAAUCCAAUUUAUGGGUCUAAAAUGGUUGAAAGUCCUCAAGUAACAAGUACAACAGGUCGUGGACGUGGCAAAGGCCCUGCAAAGCCUAGAAAACCACGUGUAAAAAAGGAUAAAUUAACCGCCAUUUCGCAACCUCUAGAUCAAUUGCCUGUCUCUGAAGACUGCGUGACCGCUGGUACUGGCUUACAGAGUAAUUCUGAGAUAGAUACAGAAGUGACUGAAGAUAUCACCAAUUUAGACAGUAGUGCUUUAUCAAAUGACGAAUUGAAUUUAGGAAAAAUAAAAAAACAAAGAACUCCACGAAAAGGUAAAGAAAGAAAACCUCGCGUACCUAAAGAACUCAAAGUAAAUAAAGAUUUAGGGGAUAAACCAGUAAAAGAGAGAAAGAAGCGAGAGCCAAAAGAUCCAAAUGCUCCAAAAAGAAAAAGAAAUGUUAAAAAAGGUACACCGGAAAUGCACGCUGAUACAACAACAUAUAAUGAAUCUUUAGAAAGAGACAAUUUAAAUGAAACACUUAAUAAGAGCUUAAGUGAAGCAUCAAAAUCUAGUAUCUCUGUUAAUAGAGAAAUGCCAUCUUUGGAUGAUACGAAUGUAACUGAUUUUGAUGACAUUCCAGUAUCAAAAAUAGCUAUAAAAGAUUUAUUAGAAGAAGCAGAAGCAAAAAAAGAACUAAUUGAUAAAGAAGAUGAAUUAGAUUCUAUGAAUCUGAAGAAGAAAACAACAAAAAAGAGAACGUCAGGGGGAGGAAGUUGCAAAAAAGUGCUUAAUAAAAAAACUCCUAGUGGAAAACGAAAGCGCCGGGGUGGUUUGAUACCCGAUUCAGAUGGAGAACCUGACGAUUUAAUCUCUACACCACCUCCAUCACCACCGCCUGAAGGCGACGACAGCUUGAAACGUCGUUCUGCGCGAAAUACACAACGUAAAAAGUAUACAGAUGACGUGUUAUUGCGUUUAUCAGACGAUGAAUUUACAAUGGUGACCCCUAAGGUAGAAAAAGAAAAUGAUGAUUUAAACCUUGACAUUAAAGAUGUUAAUAGACCAGAACUUACACCUAAACCGAACUAUAUGUAUGUUAAUACGACAGAAGAGGAUUCAAUGAUAGUACAACAUGUACUAGCAUGCCGUAUGGGAAAGCGAGAAGUAAAAAAUGAAGUGGUUGACAAAAAUGUUAAACUAGAAAAAGAAGAAACUGAUUUAACAGAUAUGACUGAUACAUUUAAAGAUCAGAAUAAUGAAUCUCAAAACACAAGUGAAGAAGUUAUAAAUUCAAGUGAAAAUGAUGAAGUAAUGAAUAAGGAUUCUAAAGAUCAAGAAAGUCAGAAAAAAGAAAUAGUUAAGGUGGAUUCAGAAAAAGGAAAUGGAGAAAAAAUAUUGCCUAAAAUAAUCGUAGAUGUCGAAGAGUAUUUUGUUAAAUAUAGAAAUUUUUCUUAUUUGCAUUGUGAAUGGAAAACAGAAGAAGAACUUUACAAAGGUGAUAAACGGAUUUUUUCUAAAAUUAAGCGCUUUAAACAGAAGCAAGCACAGCAAAUGAAUAUUUUUGAACUUCUUGACGAUGAACCAUUUAAUCCUGAUUAUGUUGAAGUGGAAAGAAUAUUAGACAUGUCAGAAAAUCAAGAUCCUGCUAAUAAUACAGUUGUUAAACAUUAUUUAGUUAAGUGGAAAAGUUUACAAUAUGAAGAUAGUACAUGGGAGCUUGAAGAAGAUAUUGAUGUAGAUAAAAUAAAACAGUAUAAAAUUUUCAGUGAAAUUCCUCCAAAAGAGAAAUGGAAAUUUAAGAAACGGCCUUCUGCUGAUCAGUGGACGCAGUUAAAAGAAUCGCCCUUGUAUAAAGGCGGAAAUACGUUAAGACCAUACCAAUUAGAAGGUUUAAAUUGGUUACUAUUCUCAUGGCAUAAUAAUCGAAAUUGUAUAUUAGCUGAUGAAAUGGGAUUAGGCAAAACUAUUCAAAGUUUAACAUUUGUUAAUUCAGUUUGGGAAUAUGGCAUAAGAGGGCCUUUCCUUAUUAUUGCACCACUUUCAACUAUUCCUAAUUGGCAGAGAGAAUUUGAAGGUUGGACAGAAAUGAAUGUAGUAGUCUAUCAUGGAUCUCAACAAAGUAAGAGUAUGAUACAAGAGUAUGAAUUUUAUUAUAAAAAUGAGAAAGGUGAACCCAUAAAAGAAAUAACUAAGUUCAAUGUCUUGAUUACAACAUUUGAAAUUAUAGUAACAGAUUUUCAAGAACUUAAAUCUUUUAACUGGCGUUUAUGUGUAAUAGACGAAGCUCAUAGAUUAAAAAAUCGAAAUUGUAAAUUAUUAGAAGGCUUAAGGCAGCUUCACCUAGAACAUAGGGUUCUGUUGUCGGGGACACCUUUACAGAAUAAUGUAAAUGAACUAUUUUCAUUACUUAAUUUUUUGGAACCGUCUCAGUUUUCCAGUAGUGAUGCAUUUUUAACAGAGUUUGGCCAAUUGAAAUCUGAGUCAGAAGUCGUUAAAUUACAAGCUCUUCUUAAACCAAUGAUGUUGCGCCGAUUAAAAGAAGAUGUCGAAAAGACUUUAGCCCCUAAAGAGGAAACUAUAAUAGAAGUUGAAUUGACAAAUAUCCAAAAAAAAUACUACAGAGCUAUAUUGGAGAGAAAUUUCAGUUUUCUACAAAAAGGUAUAGCAUCGGCUGCAAACAUUCCUAACUUAAUGAAUACCAUGAUGGAAUUACGAAAGUGUUGUAUACAUCCAUAUUUACUGAAUGGUGCCGAAGAUCAAAUACAAUUUGAUUAUAAACAAGCUAACGGUGAAGAUAAAGAAGCAUAUUAUAAAGCGCUUAUUCAGUCAUCUGGUAAAAUGGUUUUAGUUGAUAAAUUAUUGCCAAAAUUAAAAGCUGGUGGUCAUAGAGUUCUUAUAUUUAGUCAAAUGGUGAGAUGUCUUGAUAUUUUAGAAGAUUAUCUCUUAUAUAGAAAAUAUCCAUUUGAACGAAUUGAUGGACGAAUAAGAGGAAAUUUGAGACAAGAAGCAAUAGACAGAUUUUCUAAACCUGAUUCAGACCGUUUUGUAUUCUUGUUGUGCACUAAAGCCGGUGGUCUCGGAAUAAAUUUAACUGCUGCAGAUACGGUUAUAAUUUAUGAUAGCGAUUGGAACCCACAAAAUGAUUUGCAAGCCCAAGCACGGUGCCAUCGUAUUGGUCAACAAAAAAUGGUUAAGAUAUAUAGAUUGAUAUGCAGAAAUACAUACGAAAGAGAAAUGUUUGAUAAAGCAUCUUUAAAGUUGGGAUUAGACAAAGCUAUUCUUCAAAGCAUGAAUACUUCACAAGGGAAAGAAACUGGCUUAAAACAAUUAUCGAAAAAAGAAAUUGAAGAUCUUUUAAAAAAAGGCGCGUAUGGUGCUGUAAUGGAUGAAGAUAAUGCAGGUGACAAAUUUUGUGAAGAAGAUAUUGAAAUGAUACUAGCUCGAAGAACCCAGGUUAUUCAAAUGGAAUCUGAAAAGGGCUCCACUUUUUCGAAAGCUAGUUUCGCAGCUACUGAUCAAAGAUCGGAUAUUGACAUACGUGACCCAGAUUUUUGGAAUAAAUGGGCGAAGAAAGCAGAAAUAGACACAACCGAGAAGAAAGAAGAUGAAGAUUUAAUUGUAACAGAACCAAGAAAAAGAACAAUAAUUAAAAGAUAUGGUCAUGAUGAUGGUCCAAUGGAAAUGUCAGAUAUGGAAGUAACACCUGAUUCAGAUGAAGACGAGGAAGGAAUAAGCCUGAGAAGUAAAAGAAAGAAGGACAAACUGGGAAGAAAAGGUCGGCGAUAUGCUAGUGACGAUUAUGUCCCACGACACGAAGGAAUCCCCAUCGAUGAGGAAGUUGUUUAUGGAUCUUGGACUAGAUCAGAAUGCUUUAAGAUAGAGCGAGGUCUACUGACAUUUGGAUGGGCUCGUUGGGAAGAAAUAUUAGAUAAAAAUCAGUUUAGAAAAGGUUGGACACUACCAGUGAUCGAAGAUUGUGCCAGAAUUAUUGUUUUGUAUUGUUUGCGUCACUAUAAGGGAGAUGAGAAAAUAAGAAAUUUUAUUUGGGAUCUAAUUGAACCUUGUGAAAAUGGUGAAGUAACAAUAUCACGAAAUCAUAGUGGUCUACAUAACCCAGUGCCUCGCGGUAGAAAUGCAAAAAAGAAAAAUAGACUGAAAGAUAUUCCUAAAGUUCACGAUACUCAAAAAUGGGAGGAUACCAGCCAUUGGAGUUCAAUCGAUAAAUAUGACUGUGACAUCUAUUUAGAAAACAGCUAUAAGAAGCAUUUAUUUAGACACGCUAAUAAAGUUUUGCUGAGAGUUCGCAUGAUGUACUAUAUAAAACACGAAGUUAUCGGGGAUUUCGCAAUACAAAUCGACAACGGAACGCACGCCAGCUCGCUGGGCAUGCGGGUGCCGCGCGGCGUGGACAGCGCGCCGCCGCGCCUGUGGUGGGACUCGGAGUGCGACGUGUCGCUGCUCGUGGGCACCUACAAGCACGGCUACGAGAACUACCUGGCCAUGCGCUCCGACCCGCAGCUGUGCUACGUCGACAAGCUGGGCCCGCCCGACGAUGCCGAGUGUACAGAUAUUAAGAGCGAGGAGAGGAAAGUGCUGGGCAGCGCGGCGGGCGACGAGGAGUGCACGGACGACGUGUCCAGCGGCGCGGGCGCCGCCUCGCCCGCCUCGCCGCGCGACGACGAGCAGCUCGCCGCCACGCACCUGUGGCCCUCCAUGCAGGACCUCAACACGCGCCUGCGCCGCCUCAUCACCGCCUACCAGCGCAACUAUAAGCGCGAGGAGCUCAAGAUGCAGCAGAGGGCGAAGAUGGAGCGGCGCGAGCGUAUGGAUCAACUCGCUCGAGAUGAAAUUUCACAAUGGCGUUGGACACGAGCCGACGAAGAAGCUUUCCGACGAACUGUCGCUUCCUAUGGAGUCGAGUUCGAUCCCGCCACCAAAAGCUUACGUUGGAGUAGAUUUAGAUCUUUAGCUCGUUUAGACUCCAAAAGUGAUGAUGCUUUAACCGAUUACUUAAAAGCUUUCAUGGCUAUGUGUAAACGACAAUGUGGCCUCGCAGUGGGAGAGGCGGAAUUGCCCACUCGAGCAGAUUUAAAGGCGGAACCUAUAGGAGAGGAGCGAGCAAUUGCUACAUUAGAAAGAAUCGAUCUCCUUCGAGUUCUCCGCGAGGAAGUGGCUCCACACCCGGCGCUGGAAGCGCGCCUGGCGCUGUGCGAGCGCUCACUGGACGCGCCGCCCUGGUGGCAGCCCGCGCGACACGACAAGCUCCUGGUCCUAGGAGUGUGCAAGCAUGGAUUGGGUGAUACUUAUAACAAACUGUUUUGUGAUCCGAAACUUCCUUUUGCUGAUUGCUCUAGAAAAUGGAAUGCAAAAUACAAAAGCAGUUCUAAAAGUGAAUCACAAAAGCCUACUUCAGACGACGAAGAAAAAAUUGUAACUGAAAUUGCUGAAGAGCCAAGAAUGUCCUUACGACGUAGCAAACGUACUUCAAACAUUCUUGAACGCGAUACCGAGGAGGAUACGGAUGCUUUAUCUGAACUUGAAAAUUUGGCAAAGUUAGGGAGAAUAGAUGAAACUUUAACACCAGAACAUUGGUUUUCGGAAAGAGCACUUGAAACAAGACUUCAUCAUAUCGCUCACGCUGUACAGAAUUGUGAGUGGCCAUCAGCAACGUCAACAGCUAGUUCUUCUAAAGCUGGGGAUGGUAGCAGCACACAAGUAGAAAUUUCAGACGAUCGUAAACAAAGUCAGAAACGUCAUAUCGCCAUCGAUGUCGAAACAGAACGUGCUAAAUUACAUGCGCUACUUUCUUCGCCACAAGCGGCACAUUCAUCUUCGCGAGAGACUCACAGAUUACCAACAUCAGUGAAUCUGGAACGUGAUGAUGCAUCUAGUGACUCCGGCUCUCGACGCUCAACUCCUGCUCCUCCGCCUGCACAUCAGCGCGUGGCUCCUUCUCCUGCACCUUCUGUACCGCCUUCGCCAGCUCCUGUUACAACUGUGGCGCCUGUUGACCUAUCGGCCCCUUUAGACUUGAGUGAAAUCCAAGAUUUUUCUAUGGGUCGUCGGACACCCCAGGCAGACGCUUCGCCUGCUGCAAAUACACAGACGAGGAGUCGAUUAGAUGAUACAUUAACGAGACUUAUGAAAAGGAAAAAUGUGCCUGCCCCUGAACAAAUUGUUGGAAAAGAAAAGAAACGAAAGAAAUUAGAUGAAAUUGUUCUGGGGCUUUCUGCAGCUAAAGGUCGAAGUCCUAGCUUGACUGGGUCGUGUGACCCCCCGCGAAAUAAAGGUUCAACUGUACUUCCAGAAGUAACAGUGACACCGGCAGCUCCACCAAGCAAUGCAAGCACACCUCCAACACAAAAGCCAUUUUCUGUAACUGUUACUAACGUGCCAUCUCCACAUUCGUCUUCGAAGGAGCUAUCGUCAUAUUUACAACAAUCACUCGAACAAAGCAACAAAAAUCAAAAGACACAACCAACAACACCUAAACCUUAUUCACAUGAAGCUAAAGUUAAUAAAUGGCUUGCAGAGCAGACUAACGCGGAUGCAAGAAGACGCGGUUUUACACCAAGACUGGCGCCAGAUGAGCAUGUACCUGUUGUUCAUCGUGUAACAGGAAAAAGAUUAAUAGGUCAUAAAGCACCACAAUUAAAACAUCUUGCACAUUGGAUAGCAGAAAAUCCAAUGUAUGAUAUUGAUUCAAAGUGGACAGAAGGAAUUAAAGAGCAUGUAAAACUACCUCAAGACGUACGUAAUCCAAGAAACUCUCCUAUGCAAUCAUCAAGUUCUGUACCUGAACGUAAAAAGGGUAGACCACCUACUCUUGACACAACUUCGACUAAUAUUUUAUCGUCAAAUACACAUCUUAACCAGAAUAUUUCUGGCUUAAACCCUGCACUUUUAGCUAGUUUAUCCAGUUUAAGUGCUUUCGAUCCAAAGACAUUGGCUGCAACUUUAUCAAACCUAACAGGAUUUGAUCCCAAACUCCUUUCUAGUCUAAGCAGUUUUGACCCUAAAAAUAAUCCUCUACUUAACUCUUUUAGCGGUAUGCCUAAUUUACUUGGAAAUAUAUCCGGUGGUAACAUAUUUGCUAAUUUAGCUGGCUUAGGAUUGCCUGGUUUUCCAUCUAUUGAUAUGAAUAGCUUAGCUAGUUCAAGUGGAUCUACAGACUCCAAAAACAAAAGUAGAAAACCGUCCGAAUCAGCUAGCGCCUCUACAUCAAAAUCUACUAGCUCUCAGUUUCCGUUCGUAUUUCCAAACCCUAAUAUGUUAUAUCCGCAGUUAGGAUUGAGUGGUCUGUCACCCUUUGGUGUGCAUUCUGGAAUGUCCUCAUACGACGCAUUAGGAUUGUUAAGUAGCAAUCUAGCAACAAGCUCUACGGCGACAUCUGUACACAAUGCAAGUCAUAAUUCUCGCAGUACAAAAACUACUGCACCUAGAUCGUCAACAGUUGUAACUAGUUCUUCUACAUCUCGGCAACAAAAAGUGUCUGACCGCAAUCAAUCAGGUCAUUUACCUCAAAUACUGCUGCCUCCUGACCCUUAUUUGCUAGAAUCUCUUUCUAAACAAACUAUAAAUUAUGAUAUGUCUGUAAAAAUGGAUAAAAGAAGUCGUGACACUGAUACCCAUGAGACUACAGCUACGGAUUUGUCCAAAACAGAUAAAAAGAAGUUAGCUUUCGAUCCCCUAAGAUCUCAAAUGCCCCCAGAGUUUGCUGCCGUUCAGGAGAAACUACUAAAAGGGGAUAAAAAAGAUAUUGACAUAAGUAAAAUGUUACUAGAACAAAUGGCUUCUGGAGCUUUAAGCGCUAGUCUUGUUAGUUCUGCAGAGGCUAAAAAAACUAAAGAUGUAGAUAAAGACUCAUAUGAAAAACUUAACAAACAACCCGAAUAUUUAACUCGCAUGCCACCUGAAGAUAAUGGAUCUACAGUAACUAUCGCCCAUAAAAGAACGAUUGAAGAAAUAACCAAUGAACCAGAAAAUUUAGCCAUGCAGUUAACUCCAAAAAAAGUAAAGGAGAAUUCCUUAGAGGUUACUAAAAAUGUCGAUAAACAAUCGGAUACUACAAAUACGGGGGAAAUGGAUUUAGAAGAUUUAAUAGCACCUUCUACUGUUAUUAAAACGGGCAUGAAAGCCAGUGAUUUUGAAAUGAACAGAACGACGGAAUGUUCCAGUUCCAUUGUUACUAACACUGAAAGGGACGACAAAAUCUCACAAAACACGUGUCGCGAUAGGGAAUUACAGAAAGACAAUGAAAAUGUACAAAAACUAGAUUGUUCAAAAAACGAUAGUGAAAGCAAAGAAGAUGCUACAGAAGACAUCAAUACCGGAGAUGCAUUAAAUGAGAGUAUGAGGAGAGGAAAUAAAAAGAAAGGCCGCAAAUCUUCAGAAGAUUCUUCGCUUGGGCCCCGACGAGAGUUAAGAUCUAGUUCUGGACGACAAUCAACUGAAUCAGCGUCAAAUCAUUAAUUAUAUAAUAAUCAAUAAAUAAUAAUAGAAUAUAAACUAUCUAUAACUAAUUUAUUUCUGCAAAAUACCAUUUAAAUAUGAUAAAAAAUACCAUGAUAUUCAAGGAAAAGAUAUACAAUAAUUGGUCUGCAUCAUUUUAAUUAUCGUCAUACAAAAAUUGAAAAUAUUUGAUCUCCAUUUUCUGUCAUGUAUGAUGCCAUUUUUUUUUUUAAAUCAACAUUUCUAUGAAUUAAUAAGCUAUUUUAUGUGUAUGUUUUAUGAGUAAUAUAUAUGGCAACUUUAAGAUUAGAUGAUUUAAAAUAAAAAAUUGUAAAUUUAUAGUUACUCUUUUUUUAAAUAGGUCAAAUUCAGAAGACUGGUUUAUUGAAAUUUAAAAUUAAACAAAUGUUGAAUUUUUUUUAAAAUAAUAUGUUUAUGUUUCCCUAAGGCUAGAUCAUGAUCAGCAUUUUGAAACUGAAUUUGCUCGUUAUUACCAAAUGUAAUCUUUUUUCAUCUCUUCGCGUAAAUGCAUGUUUAUAUUAAAUAAACACUAAGAAGUAUUUACUUUUUAACGAUCUCGAAAACAUACGCUAAAUAGCGUAAGUAAACAAUUUUAACUCAAUCAUUCUGAUAAGUUUAAUAUUAAUUAUGGCUAGCGAUACUGCUAAAGAACAAUUUUCUGUAACUGAGUAAAUGUAGAUGAUAGAAAAUGUAAUAACUAUUACGUCUUGACUUUUAUAUAUUUUUCAUUAAGUCAAAUGCUGAAUGUGAUAAAAUUAUUUAUUACAUGUAUUCUUAUUAUGUUUUGCAUUGCUGUAAUUGAAUGAUGAAUUGUGUAUUGUAGAUAAUAGUAAGAUGACAAAUCACGAAAACUAAUAAAAUAUUAAAAAUAUGUUUUAUUAUUA